Molecule: messenger RNA, 1218 nt
Organism: Soboliphyme baturini
Lineage: Eukaryota; Metazoa; Nematoda; Enoplea; Dioctophymatida; Soboliphymatidae
Source: the annotation of a GenBank genome assembly
UUGUUUUUAGGCUGGGGUCGAUCACACCGAAAUGCAAUAAAGCAUUGGUAUUUCGACAAGGAUCCGAGAGAUUUGGCUUUAGCUGUCACGAAAUACCGAGAAAGGCAAGGCUGGUCGCAUCUUGAUGUUUUACGGCUGGCGCAUCCUAAGCCAGGCAAAGAGCAGACUGACUACGAUGAUAUAUUCUUGUACGUUAAGUCAGAUUUCGAAGCAGUAUUGAACCGGAAGCGGAAGCGAGACGACGAGUCAAAAGGUGAAAGGGUCGGGAAUGCUGAGCAGGCAAAACUCUCCAAAGCCUUGCAGUUGUUGGAGGCGGUCGCGAAACUAAAAAAGAUGACAGACGCGGCGGAAGCGGCUAAGCUCAUAAGAGAAUACCGGCUGGUACGAGAGCACGUUCCAACGCAGCUACUUAAAAACGCAGACAUCUGGAGAGCACUACUUCCGGAUAUGCCCUUAACGGCUCUAAUGAGAAACUUGUCAACUAUGACUUGCGUUGGCUUGUUGACUGAUACAAGCGAUGAGACGAACCUAACGAUAUUAAAGCUAAGAAAUUCCCAAGCUCUUCGGAAAGCAAGAAUUCACCCGUUUUCAGCUUUGGUAGCUUUCUAUGUUUACAAAUCAGGUAGAAAAUGUUUUACUUCCAUUGUGUGCUGUUUAGAAGAUGUUUUCUACGAGUCGUUUUCAUUGGUGGAGCCAACCGGCAAGCGCUUUCUGGUUGCCUUGGACGUUAGUGGCUCGAUGGAAUCGCCAAUCAGGGGUUCUCCGCUUCAGUGUAACUUGGCGGCGGCGGCAAUGUGCAUGUUGCAUGUGCGAUCGGAACCGCAGUGUGAUGUUGUUUGUUUUUCUGAUGAACUGUCUCCGAUCAGCCUUACGAAGAGCAUGAAGUUGGAAGAGGUGCUGGACGUCGUUAAAGACAUACCCAUGGGAGCCACUGACUGCGCUUUGCCGAUGCUGUGGGCAACCAAGCACGAAAAGAAGUACGACGUGUUCAUCGUCUACACAGACAACGAUACCUGGUUCGGUCAGAUGCAUCCCUUCGAAGCGUUGUUGCGCUACCGAGAAAAGAGUGGCAUUCUGAACGCGAAGUUGAUCGUCGUCGGUAUGACAGCCACUGACUUCACGAUCGCUGAUCCGAAUGAUGGUGGAAUGCUCGACGUUGUCGGAUUCGACACGGCUGCUCCGGAAAUCAUGAGCCAGUUCAUCCUCGAAAGAAUAUGA